Messenger RNA from Myotis brandtii (Brandt's bat), 2409 nucleotides. RefSeq names its product mediator complex subunit 26 (gene MED26). The record is from RefSeq and is a predicted model, not a curated record. The coding region runs from base 16 to 1812 and encodes 598 amino acids. The transcript has 3 exons. Gene Ontology annotation, molecular function: transcription coregulator activity. Lineage: Eukaryota; Metazoa; Chordata; Mammalia; Chiroptera; Vespertilionidae. Gene Ontology annotation, cellular component: mediator complex; core mediator complex; nucleus. Gene Ontology annotation, biological process: positive regulation of gene expression; regulation of transcription by RNA polymerase II.
CCUCUGGCCCAGGCAAUGGCAGCGGCUCCGUCCUCUCCGCAGCAGAUCAGGGACCGGCUGCUGCAGGCCAUCGACCCCCAAAGCAACAUCCGGAACAUGGUGGCGGUGUUGGAAGUCAUCUCCAGCCUGGAGAAAUACCCCAUUACCAAAGAGGCACUGGAGGAGACGCGACUUGGGAAACUCAUCAAUGACGUCCGCAAGAAGACCAAGAAUGAAGAGCUCGCCAAGCGGGCCAAGAAGCUGCUGCGGAACUGGCAGAAGCUCAUUGAGCCUGUGCACCAGAAUGAGGCAGUGCUGCGGGGGCUGGCAGGUGCCCCUGGCUCUGCUAACGGGGGUGCCCACAACUGCCGGCCAGAGGUGGGGGUGGCCAGCGCACCCAAGAGCAUCCAUGACCUGAAGAACCGCAAUGACAUCCAGAGACUGCCUGGGCUGCGGCUGGACAGGCUGGGCAGUCACAAGCGCCGGGGGGACCAGCGUGACCUUGGCCACCCUGGGCCACCUCCCAAGGUCUCCAAAGUAACUCAUGACUCCCUGGUUCCCAACUCAUCACCUCUCCCCACCAAUGGGAUAGGUGGGAGCCCCGAGAGCUUCCCAGGUCCCCUGGACAGUGGCAGACACGUGGGCCCUGAGGGCAGCUGCCUGGAGCAGGGCGAGAAUGACAAGCACAGCAUCAAGAUCCCCAUCAAUGCUGUGAGGCCGCACACCAGCUCCCCAGGUCUGGGCAAGCCCUCCGGGCCCUGUUUGCAAAGCAAGGCUGCAGUGCUACAGCAGCUGGACAGGGCGGACGAGACCUCGGGACCUCCCCACCCCAAAGGGCCGCCUCGCUGCUCCUUCAGUCCCCGGAACUCACGGCAUGAGGGCUCCUUUGCCCGGCAGCGGAGCCCAUACUCACCCAAGGGCUCUGUGCCCAGUCCCUUGCCUCGGCCCCAGUCGCUCGAUGUCACGCAGGUGCCGUCACCACUGCCACUUGCCCAGCCAUCCACACCCCCUGUGCGGCGGCUAGAGCUGUUGCCCAGUGCUGAGAGCCCAGUGCACUGGCUAGAGCAGCCUGAGGGCCACCAGCGACUGGCAGGGCCGGUCUGCAAGGCAGGGCUGUCGCCAGCUGAGUCCAUCCUACCCCGGGCUGGCUUCUCCCCAGACUCCUCUAGGGCGGACAGUGAUGCAGCCUCCUCUGGUGGUUCAGACAGCAAAAAGAAGAGGAAACAGCCUCGUGACUACACGGUGAACUUGGGCGGCCAAGUGGCCGAGGCAGGCGUCAAGCCUGUGCGGUUAAAAGAGCGGAAGCUCACCUUGGACCCCAUGACAAGACAGAUCAAACCUCUGACCCAGAAAGAGCCAGUGCGGGCCGACAGCCCUGUGCACACGGAGCAACCCAGGACAGGGCUGGACAAACCCGAGGCCAAGACCAGCCUCCAAAGCCCCUUUGAGCAGACGAACUGGAAGGAGCUGUCACGCAAUGAGAUCAUUCAGUCCUACCUAAGCCGGCAGAGCAGCUUGCUCUCAUCUUCGGGCGCACAAACCCCAGGGGCCCACCACUUCAUGUCUGAGUACCUGAAACAGGAGGAGAGCACCCGGCGUGGGGCCAGGACGCCACACGUGCUACUGCCUCCAGGCCCAUCCACUGACCUCCCGGGGCUAAGCCGCCAGGUCACGCAGAACGAUCUGGACAGAAUCCAAGCCCACCAGUGGCCAGGGGUGAAUGGGUGUCAGGACACACAGGGUAACUGGUAUGACUGGACGCAGUGCAUAUCGCUUGAUCCGCACGGUGACGACGGGCGAUUGAACAUUCUGCCUUAUGUUUGCUUAGACUGAUUGGCCCCUCAGCCUCUAAGUGCAUUCCCACCUUGCAGUUAGCAGGAGGGUGGCCAGGCCUGGAAGCCUCGUGGUUUGGAGCCCAGCUGAGGCAGAAGGGAGGGGCGGGAGUCUUAGGUCUCUCUAAGCUCUUCCCUCAAAAUUCUCCUUCUUUUGUGAAAUGCUGCUACCAGUUUACUAACAAAAUUACAAAGGAAGGACCGCGUGGAAGGAAGGCCGGCAAAGUGAGUUCAGAACUCUAUAGCAAACCAGCUAUAAAACGCGUCAGCUCCCCACCCCAGGAGAGGUGCGGACACUUCCCAGCAUCCAUGAGCUGGGACCUCAGUUGCAGGCAGGCACAGAAAACCUGUGGGAGAAGUUACCUUUAACACAGUGACAGAAGCAUGCAUCGCAUCUAUCUGCAUUUUCUGUUCUUUCAUUUGGCCCUGAGUGUUUGAGGCAGUGGGCAACCUCAUGGCCUAUUUGCACCCCAUCCAGCCAGUGUUUCCAUCAUGGUGCCAGAUGUAAUGAGCUGCUGGCAUCAGGUGGGCCCCUGGCCAGCCUGUUUGACCCACACUCCAUGGGCAUCCACACAUGAGUAUUUUGUUUCAGUUCAAA